AGAGGGUGGUUCACAAGUCGAUAUCUUUAAUUGCUCCUAGGUUGUAUCAAUACCUACCGGUUUUACUGCUCCAUCACGAGCCACUGGGAACGGGUUGCCCGGGAAACGGCCGCAUGGCAACAGGAUCAGAGCCUGGGGGUUGUCUGCUUCUAGGUCUGCUCCCAUUUUACAUCGCAUUUCCUCACUAGAUGGUGUGCAAGCCACUGGAGAGAACACUUCCCCACACAGCGAGCUGUACAUCCAGCCAAACAAACCUGGGAAACUAUAAACCACGGAGCGUUUCUUCACGGGAUUGCGAGGCGGAAAAGUCUGGAGUUAAAGCCGUCUGUCGCUUUUCUCUUUCUUUGAAAAAAGAAAAAGAAGAAGCUUCUUUGGGCAACAACUUGGGAGAGGAAAAAAAGCGACCACAAAACAGCUGUGAUGGACAUAAUGAUUGCGGUGCAGGAUGCUUGUGUCUCUGGUCAGUGGCUUACUGCGAUCAUUUUCAGCCUGUGCUGCUUUCUGCCGUCCUGUUUGCCAGUCGGACAAACUGUGGACUAUUCUUCGGUGGAGAAUGUAGUGAGCAGACAAGGCGACACGGCUCUGCUGAGGUGCUACCUGUUGGAUGGGAUCUCUAAAGGAGCCUGGCUGAACCGCUCAAGCAUCAUUUUCGCAGGGGACGACAAGUGGUCUGUGGACCCACGUGUGUCCAUAGUGUCCAGUGUUGGAGACAAACACGAGUACAGCCUUCAGAUACAGAAAGUGGAUGUUACUGAUGACGGCCAAUACACAUGUUCAAUUCAGAGCGAACGCAACCCACGGCCGAAGCUACUCAACCUCAUCGUAAAAGUUCCACCUAAGAUAUAUGACAUUUCCUCUGACAUCACAGUAAAUGAGGGCAGUAAUGUGUCGCUCAUCUGCACGGCCACUGGGAAACCUGAGCCGACCAUUGCCUGGAGACACAUAACCCCAUUAGCCAGGAAGUAUGACAGCAGCGAAUAUCUUAACAUCACCGGCAUCACAAGGGACCAGGCUGGAGACUACGAAUGCAGUGCUUUAAAUGACAUUGCCUCUCCUGACACCAAAACAGUAAAAGUCACAGUCAACUUUCCACCGGACAUCCAUGAAAUGAAAAGCCACGGAGUUGGUUUGGGACGCACAGCACUGCUGCGGUGCGAAGCUGCUGCUGUGCCUUCUCCAACCUUUGAGUGGUACAAGGGUGAGAAAAGGAUCAUUAGAGGACACGGUAUUGACAUCAAGAGCCUCAGCUCCAGAUCAGUCCUCACAGUGACCAACAUGACAGAGGAUCGUUACGGGAACUACACGUGCGUCGCCAUCAACAAACUGGGGAGGGCCAACGCCAGCGUGCCUCUUAUUCCAAUUAUUGAGCCCACCACCACUAGUGCUGUCUCAAGCCCAGCACCCAACACUGCACCCUAUGGGAGCACAGGAAGCGCCCAUGUCCCGCUGGCCUGUCGAUACCUGGUCCUGGCUCUCUCCUCCUUCAUCAGUGUGUACUAGCAGAGGCCGGCGCAGACACAGUGACUGUCCAGAGCAUUUAUGAAUCCUUUUUUUGACAUUGCUGAUGGCUGAAAUCCAAUCUGGCACUGUUUGUUAGAAAGCUGAGGUGGGGAAAUAAUCAGCUUCUUUUUUUUUGUGGGGGAAAUAUAUUUUUUAUUUUAUUUUAUUUUAUUUUAUUUGCUUUUUGGUGAAAAUUCUGUCAUGUAAAUGCUAUGAUGUUAUUUUUUAUUGUUAUUCUAAUUUUCUCUUCUCUUAUUUUAUUUUCUGAUUAACUGACCAUGUUGUGAAUUAGUGCUCACGCCCACCUCCAGUCUUAUGAACAGCCUCUCAAACGAGUUACUUUCAUGCUUUUUUUUUUCUCCUGUGAGGCGAUGGCGCAAACUUUUCCAUUCAUUUUUUUGUACAUGGUUCAAAAGAAGCAAUUGUGCCAAGUCUCUGAAAACACAGAUUACCAUACCAAUGUUGUAUUGAAUGUAUUAUGGGCUGUUGAACAAAGGAAAGACAUUUAGAUUCCUAACAAUAACAGUUUUGAUUAUAGAGUGAGCUUAAAAAAUACAGGGGGAAAAAAAGAGGAAAAAAACAAAGAACAAAAAAGGCAGGUUUUUUUUUUUUUUUUUUUUUUUUUUUCGGCACCCGUGUUGCCAUGAUUACUCAGUAGGUGGAUAAACAGUGUUGAAGGUGUGCUUUGUUGUAUUUUGGAAAUGGGUCCGUCAUUUACCAUGCCUGCCUAGCAGCUUUGAUCAGGCAGCAGUCAAAGUAGCAACAUAUCGUAUCUUUAUAUUUUAAUAUAGUAUAGGCUUUUGUUUGAACGUGGGACCAGCUUCGCUCAUCCAACCAGGAGCAUUAACAUGAACCAUGACUUUGUACAGUAUGAAUGGAGGAACAUCGCUGCGCUUUUGUUUACAUUUUUCUCAACAGACAGUACUACAGCCUAUUCGUCAUGCUUGUUCUGAUUGCUCCAGCAGUUUGCUUCAGUUAGGAGGAAAACGCAGAGCUCAAGCUGAACUGUUUAAAAGAUUGCAGUUCUUUAAAAGAAGUAUCUUUCUGCAGGUGACAGAGCAGAGACAUUUGUUGUUGUUUUUUUACCUUGGUUCUUUCUAGCUGAAAUCACACAGCAGCAACAUACUGUUUUUUGGCUGCAGGUUUUACCAAAAAUAUUUGGAUAACCAAAUCAGAAAAAAAAAAAAAAAAAAACUCUGCAGCACAAUACCCUCCAUCAGCCCCCCCAACAAAAAGUAAUCUGAGACUCUGAACACUUUUCCCCUCACACCACAAGGGUGAACAGAGACAAUCAGUCUCUAUUAGAGUUUAAACCCAAUUAAAUAAUGGAGCAGAUUUUCCAUUUCCUUUUUAGGAAAGCUUGUAAGAGCACCAUCCUCAUUCCUAAGUACAAUGCCUUGCAAGAGUAUCAAAACCCACUUUUGUAUUUUUACACUUGUUCAUAUAAUAACCACAAACUUGAGUGUAUUUAUGCUGUUUCAAUACAUUAAAACCAACACAUGAUAAACAAAGACAAAGUAGUGCAGAACUAUGAUGUGAAAGUUAAUGAUUUGGUUUUCAGAAUUAAAACUAAAACAAUUGCAACAUUUUGGAGCCCUACGAGCUUUCAUCUACAGACAGAAAUAUUUACAUGUUCUUUCGUACAAAGUUAUUACAGAACUGUGCAGGUUCCCUGUCCCUGUUGAAGAAUAGCCUCCUCACAGCAAGAUGCUUCCACAACCAUCGUUUUUUUAUAGUGGACACAGUGUGUUCAUUUUGCAUGUAGCCCAUUACUUUCUCUUCGUUCUCACCUCAUGUUUUUGCCUUCUUCUGGUCUCCCUUAAAUGCCAAACAGGAGAGGUUCAUUAAUUUGUCCUUGAAUACUUCAGUAACCUUGUUAGUCUUCAAUAGAGGGCCAAUUUGUUGAAUUCAAGACAUAGUUGUCCUGUCAAAAGAUUUUCUAUGUGGAGCUGUGGAUCUUUGCAGCUCCUCCAUUGUUGCCACGGGCUCUUGCCCGCUUGUCUCUUUAGGUCCUGGAACAUUUGCCAUUGUGCUAUAUUUUACCAUUCUCAGACGAGAUUUGAAUUGUGCUUUGUUAUAUAACCUAGCUCUGCUUUAAACUUACCCAGAAUGUUCUCCCUGAUCUGUAUGAUAUGUUACUUAGUCUUCAUGAUGCAGUUUGUUCACUGAUUAUCUCUAACAAAUGUCUGAGGCCUUUACAGAGCUGCUGGAUUUUUACUGAGGUUAAAUGCUUUCAAAGGCGAACAUUUGAAAGCAUUUAGCUGCUUUGAAAUUUAUUUUACUAUCAGAGUGAAAGGAGCUACGUGCCACACUUUUGAGAUUUGAUAUUUCACUUGUUAUAAACCAUGUAUCAUUUUACUUCUGCUUCAUAAUUAUGCGCUACUUUGUGUUAAUUCCUCUCAUGAAAUUCCAAUAGAACACAUUUAGGUUUGUGGUUUUUAAGUGGAAAAAAAUUGAAAAUGGCUAUUUUUGGAAGGCAUUGUACUCUCAGCCCCAUCACUAAAUCAGAUACUGAAAUGCCUUAAUAUACCCAUAUACAUACAUUUACCUUUCCUCCUAAAAGACACUUCCAGAAGCUCUCACCAAGGUUCUCCUCCUCCCUGAUGAUGGAAUAUUCAGUAACGAUCACUCAACUUGUCUUUGAGUAUAAGGAAUUAUGCUGGGGAUAAUUACAGCCCUCACAAAUAUUUAUUUAUUUUUAUUUUAUUUUUUUUUAUGAAUCAGAUUCUUCAGAUACAGAUGCUGCAUUUUUGGUUGAGGUUAAAAUGUUUGUGUGGUUGUUUGAAUUUAAAAUGUGUUACAUUUUAUCCAACAAUUGAGGGACUUACCCAUCAGGUUCACAGAGUAUUUUCAGAGGUGACUGAAAAUCUGUAGAACAAUAGCCAUCGCGGUUAAAAGACUUAAAGCACAAACACUGUCAUUAUUUACAUGGUGGUAUUUUGGUUACUUGUUUUCUUUUUGUACCGAAAUUAUUUUCAGUUUGUUUUACCAAUAAAUUUAUUGCACCAUAGGAUUUUGUUUAAAUGUUAAAGUAUAAUGGAAAUGGUUCAGACGUAUAUUUAUUCUCUUCCUUUAUUAAAAUGAUGUAUAAACACUACGUUUUGAAACAUGUAAAACUGGAUAUGUGACAUUUAUUUGAAUGAGACACAGUAUGGCAUAGUUUCUAAUGUCGUCAGAUUUCUUUAGAUGCCAUGACUGCUGUUGAUUUAGGUAUGUUUAAAAAGAACAAUGUUUGCAAUUAAAUUUACCUACUUUUUGAAACAGAGGGUGUGAACCAGUAUAUCAGUAUUAUAGAACAGAAUCAAUGUGUGUAUAUUUGGAGAAAAUAGGUACCUUUUGAUCUGUAGAGCCAGUGUGUAGUCCUAGUUUUCACACACUCGCGUGUUUGACGAUGUGCAGAGAGUAUGGUUGUGCUGCAUGUUCAAAAUUAACCCGUGUUUUUAAAAGGUGGCCAUUUUACAGACCUUCACACUUUCUAAUGAAUGGAAGAAGUUUUUAUUUUGUUCUUCUACAAAAUCUUGUUUCAUAAACCUGGUCUGAAAAUACAUACCUCUACAGAUCACCAGGCUGUUUGUAUAUGAUUUUAUUUUACUUUUUUCAAUCAACUUGCUCUUGAGUUAUAAUGAUAAUGAUUGUUGUGGCACAUUGUGGUGACAGUCUGGAGUUAUGCUGGUUGCUUGUUGGAGCAUUUAAGACCAUGCUAGUAUUCCAUUUGAAAUGUACUGGAUGUUGACUAUUAUUUUUUGAAUAUGGUAUUAACAAGUCCCUUUUACCGAAUCCAUAUAAUUUGCAAUAAAAGUCUUCAUGUUA
This is a messenger RNA of Gambusia affinis (western mosquitofish), 5310 nucleotides long. It is a transcript of the gene negr1, whose product is annotated as neuronal growth regulator 1. Lineage: Eukaryota; Metazoa; Chordata; Actinopteri; Cyprinodontiformes; Poeciliidae. Bases 421 to 1500 code for a protein of 359 amino acids. The transcript has 8 exons. The record is from RefSeq and is a predicted model, not a curated record. Gene Ontology annotation, cellular component: neuron projection.